AUGGGCAUGAUUCGAGUUAUCGCAGCUGAACAUUUUACGCGUCCAGCUGGGGCGGUGUUCUUGGUCCGCACUAUUCGAGAAACAGUAGAGUCUACAAAAGCGAAUCUGAAAGCUAAGGGGUAUCAUGUCACUGACAACGGCAUCCAUAUCAAAACCGACAAGCGUAUGGAUCGUGAAUCCUAUAUGGACGCCACUCAACGGGGCUUUAUAAAUGGCAUGGAAGCGAUCAAGAAGGCUGGUUCCUUCCGCAACGCCGCGGACGAGGAGCAGAAACGCCAGCAAGAAUUGAAGGCUGCAGGGAAAUCUGCCCCUCUCCACGGGGAGAAGGAAAAAGUUUUUGGCUCAAUCGAUCCCAUUCGGUGGGACGAUAUAGAACAUUCUUUCAGGAUAUCUAUGUGGCCUCAGGCGGCACAUCGCCAUCUCAGGAACCAGACGUCCUCCUGGGCUAGAGAUGCGAGCCAAGGGAUGAAGGCACUACCACAGUGCAUGGUUGACUACCUCGAUCAUCAACAGAAUGAAAGAUACUAUGCCAAUCAGAGGAUGAGUCAGUCAGAAGCAAAUCCAACUCCAGCACUCGGCCUCUGUAAUGGCUAUUGA
Messenger RNA from Cantharellus anzutake, 597 nucleotides. RefSeq lists its product as uncharacterized. The coding region runs from base 1 to 597 and encodes 198 amino acids. NCBI's taxonomy places the organism in Eukaryota, Fungi, Basidiomycota, Agaricomycetes, Cantharellales, Hydnaceae. The record is from RefSeq and is a predicted model, not a curated record. The transcript is spliced from 7 exons.